This is a messenger RNA of Diorhabda carinulata, 3979 nucleotides long. RefSeq lists its product as uncharacterized. Lineage: Eukaryota; Metazoa; Arthropoda; Insecta; Coleoptera; Chrysomelidae. Gene Ontology annotation, molecular function: calcium ion binding. The record is from RefSeq and is a predicted model, not a curated record. The transcript has 16 exons. Bases 1 to 3738 code for a protein of 1245 amino acids.
AUGGCAAACGGAAAUAAACAAAAAGAAGUGAAGGGACGUACCCAGGAAGGAAUGGAAUACGAAAAUAGGAAAGAACCUGAACUGAACUGGAGGCAUGUCAAAGAAAAAGCAAGAGAUAGAACUAAAUCUGGAAGAAAUAUCACUUCUACAAUUAUGGUAGAGAAGGUUGCGAUUUACCUUUUUAUUUUUUUAGCAUUUGAAGACGUAUACUCGAAUUCAUUCAUUUCUCCAAAUUCUGCAAAUUUGAAAGCGCCAGAAAAUUUUAAGAGAAUAAUAACGUCAGAAUUGGAAAGUUUUCCAAAAGAAUCGGAACAUUUAUCUGACUUGAUUCAAGAUGGAACUGAUUCAACAAAUUUAUUGUCUUCGGCUACACGUGUUAUCCGGUCAGCAGAUCCAAUUUUAUCAAGAACUGCCAUUUCAGAUGAAUUUAAUUUAUACAAGAAUAUAGAAGAAGCUUUGGAAAGUAACGAUGUAGAGUUAUCAGGAAAAAUUGUUGAAAAUAUUCAACCUUCCAAAACCGAAAAGGAAUUCAUUACUGCAGAAAACUAUCAAAAAACCGAUCUUUCGGGGGAAUCCAGAGGGACUCCGCAUCAAGCACGAUCGUUGCCACUGCCGGAGUCCCAAGAAAUCACCCCCAGUGCUUCAAUGUCGAUGACGGCUUUUGCUACCCAAUCACCUCCUCUACCAAAUCAAGCCCGACAAGCCAACCCUGAUAUACAGGAUAUUAUAACAGGAAUUGUUAAGCUACUGAAUGGUAAUGUAAAUGUUCAAGCAAAUACCAGCCCAGGUAUGGGAAGACCUGUACGUCCCAUUUCUACAAGAAUUAACAAUAGAGGACCACCAAGGAUUACUGAUAUGCCAGCUUUACCACCUGAUUUUGAUGUUCCAGCUCCACUACCACCUCCCCCUAUAGGUCAAAAACCACCACCAAUGUCAACUACAAGACUGCCAACACCUUACCCUUUCGAUGUUCCUAAUCCAAAUAUGUCUCCUGUUCUUGAUAAACGACCAUCGUUUUAUCGACCUCUAACGGCACCGCCCUGGAAAAGGCGUAGACCCCCUAAUAAUCAUCAUAGAAGGCCUCCGAUUCCACCCUAUAAACCGAUGCCACCUUUUUCUACUGAAUUGAUUAGUCUGACAUCUGAAAAACCUUUUGAAGAUAUUUUAACGUUGGAUUUAGGCUCUCACUUAUCAUCGAGUGUCGAAGAAGGGGACUAUUAUCCAGAAGAAGUAGAUGACAAGGGAAAUUCUACUGAUCUACCGGAAACAGAGAAAGAUGAUCCUCAAGAGUAUGGGCAGGGUACUAAACUGGAUAAAUAUACUACAAAAACGACAAUAGUUACCCCAACAUUCAAUUCGGAAACAUCUACAAAACGGAAUGAAUCAACCGAAAAAAAAUCUGAAGAAGCAACUUCCAUUUCUUUUUCAGAAUCUUCAUCAAUAAUUGUUUCUACUAGUACAUCCAAUCACCAAAUAGAAGAUGUGAAACCCACUAGUGCUUCGAUUAUAAUUCCAACUUCUACUCAGACUUCAAGCGACGUGGUAUCAAAUACUGCCACUAAUACUUCUGUAAUGACGGAUGCGUCUGAUCUAGUAGAAUCGUCAAUGUCUGAGUUACCUGAAACAUCAGUAGAUAUACUUGGAGAACAUACCACUCUUUCUGCUACUGCCACUAAUGAGUUGUCGAUUAGUACAACUACACUAGAUGCUACCAGUCUUAGUACUAAAACUGUUACACCGUCCAUACCUUCAAUAACUAGUGCUACUAAUCAAACAGCUACAUCUAGUUUUCCUCACUAUCCAUACCGACCUAGACCUGGUAUCGUAUUAGAUGAUACUGAAUACAAACCUGGUGGUAUCAAUAGAUCACCGAUCAUAACCAGACCCCCUGUUGGACAGAUUGGAGAUAUUUUUGAUAUUACUGUCUCAGCAAUACAAGGACCAGGAGGAUCAUCUGCGGGACAAGGGAAACCAUAUGUUAUUCCAGUUGAUAUAGAAAAUGUUCAUGCUGCUGACGUUAUAACAUCUUCUUCGGGUUCUGAAGGAUUCGUAAGUAUUGACGGAAAAAGAACAUACCUCAAUCUUUUCGGAGAUUCCACCACAGCUGAUACGCCGAUCAAACCAACAGCGUCCAUUGUCCCACAAAGUAAUCAAGUUGCCGCCACUGGAUAUGCAGUAGCUGAAAGCGAAAAAAUUCAUAGACAGGGUUCUGUAGUCAAGCCUUCACAACGUAGACCAAUUUUCGGAAGACCUCGACCAAGUCACCCACCUGUUAGGAUUGACACUUGUAUUGUUGGAGACGAUUCAACUUGCGAUGCUUCUCAACACGAAAUCUGCCGCACAGAAUCAGGAGUAAGUGCUUGUCACUGCAGACCAGGAACAGCCAGACGAAAACACAGAGAUCCUUGUCGCAAAAUCGUGUCAAUAAUAGUUUCUUUGAGGGUAGAUAGAUUGUACGAUAGAAAAAUUAUUUGGGCAAACGAAUUCAAUGAUCGAACUAGUGAUAGUUAUCAGCAGCUCUCACUUGAAGCGGAAAGAGCUCUCGAAUCUGCUAUGUCGAUGACUCCGUUUAGUGAUGAAUUCUUAGCAGCGAAAGUGAACGGAAUAUACAAAGGAGAGAGAUCCUUAGGGCAAGCGGGAGUAUUUGUGAAUCUCACUUUACAACUAGACGAAAACGCCGAUACCGCAAGACCUACAGUUGGAGGAGACAUUCAACGCCACCUAUUAGGUGUGAUACAAAGAAGAAGCAACAAUGUCGGUGAAAGUGCAUUAUGGGUUGAUAGUCCUCCUGGAUCUGUAUCUAAUCUUAAAGAUCUUGAUGAAUGUUCUUCACCAGAUCUUCAUGAUUGUCACUCCCUUGCAAAAUGUGUAAAUAUUUUUGGUAGUUUUAAAUGUGAGUGCCUUGAUGGAUAUCGAGACCCUUGGUUAGAUAAUAAACAUCGAGCUGGAAGACACUGUGAACAGUGUUCUCCACAAUAUUGUAAUAACAGAGGGGAGUGCAAGUAUCAGAAUGGGCAAGAAGUCUGCACAUGUGUAGGAAAUUAUUAUGGUACUCAGUGCGAGCUGGAUGGUGAAGUAUUAGGAGUAGCCAUCGGAGCAAGUGUAGCCGCCGUUAUAAUUAUAGGGUUAACAUUAGUUUGCCUUGUAAUGUGGAGUCGCCGCUGGAGCAGAGAACAGAAAGCAGCUGUUGGUAGUCCCGUUUUUGGUUAUAUGGCCACAGCUAGCAACACAGCUAAAACUCCUGUAGUUGGUGCUCCUCCUUACCAAUUAACAUUGGAGGAUAGACUCAGAUGGGCGCAAAUUGCCGAUGUCAUGGCUCAAUCUAAUCAUUACGCUCCUGAACCGGGUUUAACAGCCCCAACACGUCCGUCUUCAGCUUUAUUCGGAUAUCCCAGUCUACCUAUGGCUGGCGCUAUGUCUCAUCACGGUCACGGUACCCUUCCACCUAUACCUUUACCACGUCUUACUCUGCAAGCUCAGAUGGCUGCUAGAGCUGCCAGUAUCCAUAGCACAAGGCAUAUGGAUAAUUCUAGUUCUAGUGAAGAAGAGGAUAAGGCUGAUUUGUUAGGAAGAAAUUUCCAAGUACCGAGACCAAAAAGUCGAAGUAACGCUUCCAUUGCUAACCAAAGUGGAAUCUACUAUGAUGUCGACUAUGAUCAAAAUGAAAUAUAUAAACAAGCAGGUGGAAUUCCUCUGAGUACCUACAGUAUGGGGAGACAACCUUUCUAUAGGAAUUAAUAUACACAUCACUGAUUCAUUUUUUAAAAACAUUGGAAAAUAUACCUUCUAAAUGGUAGUGAACGAAACAAAUGAGUGGGAUUUGAAUGUCAAGAUUAUUUUACGUACAGUACAUCGAGACAAAGUGUUGUUCCUCUCUCGUAUAUUUUUUUUAUCAAAGUAUCUUGCAGACAAUAGAAAUUUUAUUAUAUAAUUUCUGGAUUUAUCUAUUGAUAAUACAAAUACGAAGGGAAGAUUAUGU